Messenger RNA from Symbiodinium natans, 471 nucleotides. Lineage: Eukaryota; Dinophyceae; Suessiales; Symbiodiniaceae. The record is from the annotation of a GenBank genome assembly.
AUGCUGUGGGAAGGUCGAGGUGGAUCGGUUUGGCAAUUGGUUGACGACGCUGUCGGAGGGUUUGUUUCUUGGAGCACACUGCCCAAAGCAGGCCCUGGCUUAGAUGACCGCAAGCCCAGCACUUGUCAAAGCAAUGUCUUGUCUUCGUGUGGGGCUUGUCGCAAUCAUGUUGAGAUCGUGAUUGGCAUCUCAGAUUGCCUAUCUGGAUGUGAGCAGACUGAUGACACGGUGUUGCUGGCACAUGCCAAGAAGUCGAAUGCCACGUUCAGCACCAACGACAAGGUGUAUGUCGACGGCGGCUUGUUCGCAGAGGGCAGCAGCCUCAACGCUGGCUGCCAUGGGCAAGCAGCGAGCUCCAUCAAGGUUUGCGGUUGCGGCGUCAAGGUCGUCGCUCACAUGUUGCCGGCGUGCCUGCGUACGCGCAGUUUGACGCGCAGAUGGCAGGUGCGAUUGCGGCACACCAGACUGUGA